AUGCCUUCAGCUCCUUGGCAGCCUUACUCGAGUACAUUCCUGGGCGAUGUCUCUUCAAUUCUCUUCGAUCCAUACGCCGACUUACUUUGGACCGGGUCUUCGAUCGGCACCGUCGUUUCUCAUUUCCUCCCUAAUGGGGUUGGUGGCUCAAACGACGAGUCGAAGUGUCUAAAUCGCUACACCUCAUUCAAGUCUCACUCUAAUCGAACUCCAACUCGUCAGCUCUUGAUUUCCGAACGAGCGGUUCUUAGCUUGGGAGAAAGCUCUGUAAAGUCGACGAGUCGUAGAGGCUUACCUCAAUGGUUUUCGCAACAUGCUCAGGAUGCGCAAUCGAUGGCUUUCAGCAGUACAAAAUCAAACGAGCUGGUCAUUGCUGGAUCAAAGCCUGAACUUAUCACCAUCAACACUGCUAAUGGGGCUUUGAUCCGCAAACUAGACAUCACCCCUACCGCCCCUGUUCCAUCCACUGCCUUCAGCGGGCUCCAUGAUCCUACUUACUUUCCACCUAUCACUCAUAUAAGGCGUUCUCAAAACCUGGUGGCUUGCGGUGCUAGAUCUGGUGUGGUCACCUUGCGCGAUCCGAACACCCUCAAAGAGGAACACUCUAUGAUGGCACAUUACGCUGGACUUGAACAAAUGGAGACCGAAGGCAAUUAUCUCGUCACUUGCGGACUUUCUCUCAAGCAAGGUCAUCCAGUGCGAGACCCUCUUGUCAAAGUCUUCGACGUCCGUGCCCUCCGCCCUUUACCUCCGAUCACUUUCCCUUCAAUCCCGUCAUUGAUUCGAUUUCAUCCUCGCAUGUCCUCAACGCUGUUCAUAGCCUCAUCGCUCGGUCAACUUCAAAUUCUCGACAUCAUCAACCCCAUUCCCGCCAAUUCAUUCUUUCAGCUCGACUGUGGCAGCUAUAUAACAGACCUAUGUAUCGCGGGAACGGGCGAAGGUCUUGCCUAUGUGGAUGCUGACAGCGUUGUCCAUCUUUGGACUACAGGUACUGCUUCAGAUGUUCCUCAUGGACCAAUGAAAUGGAGUAGAGCCACUCAGCCAGUAGAGCUUCCAGACGAACAACCUGAACUCAACGACGCCUUAUUCGACUGGGCUGCGGAUGAUACACCUCUCAGUACUGUCGGAAUGCCAUUCUACUCAUCUGAGUUACUCUCAGUCAUACCGGUUCAAAACUACAUCACACCCUAUUCCCCUUUUUUCCAAGCUCGGCCCAGUAUCGAGCCCGAUCUGCUCUCGGCUGUCCAUCAACGCCAACAGCAACAGUUUCACCAACAUCAUCUCCAUUCUCCCUAUCAAUAUUCUCCAUCCAUCAAUCCUGUCUAUAGUACAAAUGGUAGAACAGAGUUUGAAAAAGUAUGUUAUCUGCCUCAUUCGAAGAAGUCUAAACGCUAUCAAGCUAGCCUACCUGCUUUUUCAUCUGGAGCCAUCUCGGCACAUUCAGUUGCUGGAAGAAUCAUUCCUGGAGUAGGAAAAGGGUCUUCUACCGACACCCGCCGUCGGCUUAGUAUUCCCCUUUUUAGGAGUGAGAAGGAAAAAGAGAAAGAAAAACAAAUGAUGCAAGGCCGAAAGCGAAGAGAGAGCACUGAAGGAAUUUUGGAGGAAGAGACCCUCUUAGCUGGACUCACUCUUGAAGACUUUGAGGACAUGCCUAAGUGGUAUCGUCAAGUUGAGAUCAAAUACAGCAAGUUUGGGAUUGAAGACUUUGAUUUUGGGUUCUAUAAUCGUACAAAAUAUAGCGGAUUGGAGACACACAUAGUCAACUCAUACACAAAUGCUCUCUUACAAGUCUUAUACCACACUCUUCCGAUCCGACACCUUGCCGAGUCGCACAUCACUCUUACCUGUAGCGCCACCAGUUGUAUGCUGUGCGAGCUUGGGUUUCUCUUCAAGAUGAUGGACGACGCAAAGGGUGUAAAUUGUCAGACUACCAACUUUUCACGCGCCUUUUCCAUUAAUCCUCGUGCUAUCGCUCUAGCAUUGAUGGACCACCACCACCAGGAUUUCUUUCUCCAUCGACCUCGCUCUGAUUCCCAGUCACUUGCCUCGAGCUCCAACAACCCCCAUCGGUCAUAUUCAAGUCUCAUACAGUUAUGUCAUCAUUUCUUACUUGAGCAGAUGACCGACGAUGCGCGGAAACAGCCCGGUCUCGGCAUUGUCGAUCCAGUUGCCGUGAUAUACGCCACGAAUUGGCGGACCGAGCAAGUAUGCCCCACUUGUCAACAUUCCUCAGCACGUCCGACUGUUGCAAAAGUUGUUGAAUUGGUCUACCCGCGUCGAGCGUUAUCUAACGAAUCGCCCCCUGGCUCCGAUUUAUGUACCAUCCUACGUCAUUCACUGGCGCGAGAAACUACCGCCAAGUCUCCUUGUUCUCAGUGCGGUCAGAACAGUCAUCAGCGUUGGCGACGCGUCUUCGACAGUGAGACGUGCGUCGAGGGACGCGAGGGACUGCCGGCAAUACUAGCACUACAUGCGGGUGUGACGUCAGUCGAACAGCUAGACUUUUGGCUGGAUAGCAAGCAGCAGCACUCGCAUCGAUUCCUGCAACCUGAAAUCUCAAUUGCGACAAGAGCUGGGACGGCUGAACUGGUUAUUGGGGAUGAUUACCCAGUACCUGCACCUGCAGAUGGCGUUCGAUACGAACUAUGUUCAAUGGUCUUACAAAUUGAGGCAGAAGAUGAAGAACCACACCUCGUGGCACUUGUCAAGGUCGCAGACGGUAGUGGGUGGCAUCUGUUCAAUGACUUUUUGGUCAGAAAAAUUAGUGAGGAUGAGGCAUUGGGUUUUCCUGCAGCUUGGAAGAUCCCUGCUGUUCUAUACUAUCGGCGGAAAGAUUUGGACCAAGCUCUCGAUUUCAGUAUGCUGCCUACCAACAUGGAUCGCUCGAUAUUACUUGAAGACAUCAAUGUAUCUGAACGACGAGACGCAACCAAGAUUCGGCAUCAGGUAUUGAGUGAAGCUGAGCUCCCUGAGAAGGGCGCAUUGGUAGCGAUUGAUGCGGAAUUUGUAUCGCUUCAACAAGAGGAAGUGGAUUAUAGAUCAGAUGGAACUCGAAUUGUGCGACGACCAAGUCGUAUGACGCUAGCUAGAGUGUCAGUUCUUCGUGGAGAAGGAGUUAAAACCGGUGUACCUUUUAUUGAUGAUCAUAUUCAAACAUCUGAGCCUAUCACUGAUUAUCUUACUGAGUAUUCCGGAAUUCGACCGGGUGACCUCGAUCAUCGAUCAUCGCCUCAUACACUUGUACCACUUAAGGUGGCUUAUAAAAAGUUACGGUUGCUAGUGGAUCUGGGGUGUACUUUCAUUGGGCACGGACUUUCAAAGGAUUUUCGUAUCAUUAAUAUACAUGUUCCACCAUCACAGAUUAUUGAUACAGUAGACCUCUACUAUAUUCCGAGUCGACAAAGACGACUUUCACUUCGAUUAUUAUCUUUCUUAAUUUUAAAACAUGAUAUACAAAAUGCAGGUACACAUGAUUCGAUUGAAGAUGCUAAAACUGCUUUACAUUUAUUUGAUUUUUAUCGGCAAUUGGCUAAUGAAGGUGGAUGGGAUGAAGAACUUGAAGAUGUUUAUAGAAAAGGAAAAGCAAUGGGUUGGAAAGUGGUUGCGGCCGUUCCAUCUACCCCGAUGAUCGGUGCAGGAAAGUGAUAUACUCUUAGACAUUCAAGUUCACUAUAUCUAUCAGUUGUAGGUUUUUUGUGCAAUAUUUCAAUAAACUUGCAUACAGCUUGAUUCUUUCUCUCAGAUAUUUGUGUCCUAUCGAAAAUGAAUUAGUAACCUGUUGUAUAUGUACGUCAAUGUGUAUGUAUGAUAUGGAUUAUUGGAAUUAUUUUAUGAGUCACAUUGGGCAUUCG
This is a messenger RNA of Melampsora larici-populina 98AG31, 3851 nucleotides long. RefSeq names its product PAB-dependent poly(A)-specific ribonuclease subunit. Gene Ontology annotation, molecular function: poly(A)-specific ribonuclease activity; protein binding; nucleic acid binding. The record is from RefSeq and is a predicted model, not a curated record. The transcript is spliced from 10 exons. The coding region runs from base 1 to 3645 and encodes 1214 amino acids. Gene Ontology annotation, biological process: nuclear-transcribed mRNA poly(A) tail shortening; mRNA processing. NCBI's taxonomy places the organism in Eukaryota, Fungi, Basidiomycota, Pucciniomycetes, Pucciniales, Melampsoraceae. Gene Ontology annotation, cellular component: PAN complex; P-body.